AGAUGCGCUCGCUGUAUACGUUCCAGGUCACGGUGUUGUGCUGAGAGACGCUGCGACUUCGUUUGUCUGCAGUGGUGGAAUUUUCCCAGCAACCUUUUGUGUCCUAAGCGGUAGCUGUCAAAAUGUCCGACGACGAGGACGGGCCUCCGGUCGUGAAGAGGAGCCGUGUUUACUAUGGAAGCCUGGAAGAAAAAGAGCGUGAGCGCCUGGUCACAGGGGGCAGCAUGUCAUCAAGAAGUAGCGCGGUGAAGGCGGGGAUUGAUGCAGGGAACAUCAACAUAUCCUCAGGAGAGACUAUGGAGAUGGAGGAGCGGGUCAACGAGCGUCAGCAGGAGGCGCUUGCUGCGUUUGAGCGGCGGCGGCGAGCACGACAAAUCACGGUCUCCACUGACGACGCCGAGGUCAAGGCAGGCCUCCGUGCCCUUGGCGAACCAAUCACAUUGUUCGGAGAGGGACCAGCUGAUCGUCGAGAGAGGCUGCGAAGUGUCCUCUCUGUGGUCGGUCCAGAUGCUCUGAAAAAGUCCAGGAAAGACGAAGAACGAGCCAAGAGGUCACAGGAAGAGUGCCAGCAAACAUGGUACCACGAAGGCCCCACCUCCCUGAAGGAAGCUCGCCUCUGGUUGGCCAAAUACUCUCUGCCACGGGCAGUGGAGCGUCUGGAGGCUGCACGUGCUCAGAAGGAGGUUGCCGAGGCAACCAAGGCGAUGCGGCAACAAGAGCAGCACAAGAGCCUGAGGAGUCUGAACAACUUCUGCAGUCAGAUCGGAGAUGACCGACCAAUCAGCUUCUGCCACUUCAGCCCUGACUCCAAAAUGCUGGCCACAGCUUCCUGGAGUGGUCUGUGUAAGCUGUGGUCCGUCCCCGACUGCAGUCUGAUCCGUACACUCAGAGGACACAACACCAACGUCGGUGCCAUCGUCUUCCGUCCUCAGGCCGGAGUCUCUCUGGACCACUCGGACGUCAGCCUGGCGUCGUGUGCAACUGAUGGGUCAGUGAAACUGUGGAACCUGGAGAGUGACGAGCCGGUGGCUGACAUUGAGGGUCACGAUGAGCGCGUGUCACGGGUAACCUGGCAUCCAUCUGGAAGGUUCCUGGGAACAACCUGUUAUGAUAAAUCGUGGCGUCUGUGGGACCUCGAGGUUCAGGAGGAAAUUCUACAUCAGGAAGGUCACAGCAAAGGAGUCCACGACCUGCACUUCCACCCAGACGGUUCACUGACAGCUACUGGAGGCCUGGAUGCAUUUGCUCGUGUUUGGGAUCUUCGAACUGGACGCUGUGUCGUUUUCCUUGAGGGACAUUUGAAGGAGAUUUACAGCGUGAACUUCUCUCCCAACGGGUAUCACUUGGCAACAGGAAGUGGUGACAACACCUGUAAGGUUUGGGACUUGAGAAACAGGAGGUGUCUGUACACAAUUCCCGCCCACCAGAACCUGGUGUCUGCUGUCCGCUUUCAACCCACUGACGGUCACUUCCUGUUAUCCGGGGCUUACGACAACACGGCCAAAAUCUGGACUCACCCUGGGUGGACGCCUCUGAAGACUCUCGCUGGACAUGAGGGGAAGGUGAUGGGCGUCGACGUGUCACCCGACGGGAAACUGAUUGCAACCAGUUCGUACGACCGAACCUUCAAACUGUGGCUGUCUGAGUGAUGUGGUCGUGGUGUCAGCGCAGACAGAAGCUGCAGCUCUGCUUUUUUUCUCCUUUUUUUUUUUUAAGUAAAAUAAAAAUUUACA
Messenger RNA from Solea senegalensis (Senegalese sole), 1733 nucleotides. It is a transcript of the gene prpf4, whose product is annotated as PRP4 pre-mRNA processing factor 4 homolog (yeast). The record is from RefSeq and is a predicted model, not a curated record. The coding region runs from base 123 to 1649 and encodes 508 amino acids. Gene Ontology annotation, biological process: mRNA splicing, via spliceosome. Lineage: Eukaryota; Metazoa; Chordata; Actinopteri; Pleuronectiformes; Soleidae. Gene Ontology annotation, cellular component: U4/U6 x U5 tri-snRNP complex. The transcript has 15 exons. Gene Ontology annotation, molecular function: U6 snRNA binding; protein binding; U4 snRNA binding.